AUGUCUGAGGCACUGCCUUGCCCUGGCAGUGAGACCCCUGCUCUAGGCUGCAGGCUGGGGACCCUGUACUGGGCCUGUGUCUACAAUAACCCUGCCCAGCUCCAAGCCAUACUGGAUGGUGGGGUCUCCCCAGAGGAGGCCACCCAGGUGGACAGCAAUGGGAGGACAGGCCUAAUGGUUGCAUGCUACCACGGCUUCGGGAAUGUUGUGGUCCUGCUCAGCCGCUGUCCUUUCCUUGAUGUGAACCAGCAGGACAAAGGUGGGGACACGGCUCUCAUGCUGGCUGCCCAAGCAGGCCACGUGACUCUGGUGAGCCUCCUGCUCAACUACUACGCAGGCCUGGACCUGGAGCGCCGGGACCAGCGGGGGCUCACAGCGUUGAUGAAGGCUGCCGUGCGGAACCGCACUGAAUGUGUGGCCGCCCUCCUCAUGGCAGGUGCUGACCUGACAGCGGUGGAUCCCGUUCGGGGCAAGACGGCUCUGGAGUGGGCCCUGCUGACUGACAGCUUCGACACAGUGCUGAGGAUCCGGCAGCUGCUGCGGAGGCCCCAAGUGGAGCAGCUCAGCCAGCAUUACCAGCCCGAGUGGCCAGCCUUGCCCCAGCUCGUGGCCCAGGCAAAGGCCCAGACUACCCCAUCCCUCUUGGAGCGGCUGCAGGCCACCUUGAGCUUCCCCUUUGUCCAGUCUCCUCAGGAGGGGGGUGUCCUGGACCACUUUGUGACCAUUACAACCAGCCUGGCCAGUCCCUUCCUCACCACUGCUUGCCACACUCUGUGUCCUGACCGCCCACCUGCACUGGGCACCCGCAGCAAGUCUGUGCCAGAGCUGCUAGGUACUGUCCCGCCCCCUCCCCUGGUCUCUGAGUCCCCCCAGGUAGUCCCUGGCCCCCGGGGCUUUGUCCCCUACCAGAGCCCUCAGGGCACAUUGAGCAUAUGCCCUCGAUGGCUACAGCCCAGGGAUGGUACCAGCCCCAGGCCCCGAGUCCCCAAGAUCCGCCUUUCCAGGUCACCCUUUUCCUUCAGCCAGUACAAGCCAAAGCCCAGGCCUACAGGGCAUCAAAGCCUGGCCCUUCCUCUCUGGCGAUACCAGGAGCUCAGGAUGGAAAGGAGGCAGGAAGAGGCGAGAUGGACACAGAAGCAAGGGAAGCUGGACUAG
Molecule: messenger RNA, 1155 nt
Organism: Cynocephalus volans (Philippine flying lemur)
Lineage: Eukaryota; Metazoa; Chordata; Mammalia; Dermoptera; Cynocephalidae
Gene: ANKRD33
Product: ankyrin repeat domain 33
Exons: 4
Coding region: 1-1155 (384 amino acids)
Molecular function (GO): protein binding
Source: RefSeq, a predicted model, not a curated record